Molecule: messenger RNA, 687 nt
Organism: Coffea arabica (coffee)
Lineage: Eukaryota; Viridiplantae; Streptophyta; Magnoliopsida; Gentianales; Rubiaceae
Source: RefSeq, a predicted model, not a curated record
AUGGUACAUGGGAUAUUGGAAUUGUUUCGUGAGGAACAUGAAGGCAUAAGGUGGAUAAUCAUGGGCGAUGAUGAUACAAUGUUUUUUGUAGAUAAUCUGGUUCAUGUUCUUUCGAAGUAUGAUCAUACAAAGUACUACUACAUUGGGUAUCCAUCUGAAUUUGUUUUGUCCAAUUAUUGGUUCAAUUUUAACCAGGCAUUUGGUGGAGGUGGGAUUAUUCUUAGUUACCCUUUGGCAAAAGCACUUGUAAGAGAUAUGGAUCGCUGCCUCAGGAAAUAUUCAGACCUUUCGGCUGAUCUAAUGACUAUGGCCUGUUUAGCUGAUAUUGGAGCUAAUUUAACACCCCAUAAAGGUUUCUUAUCAUCCCAUCCCAAAGAGCUCGUCUUGUCUAUACACCACUGGGAUGUGUUAGAUCCAAUAUUCCCUAAAAAAGAUAGAUUUCAAUCAGCGCAGCACCUCAUGAAAGCAGGAAAUGUCGAUCAAUCACGCCUGUUUCAGCAAACAAUUUGCCACCAUAGACCAACCAACUGGACAUUUUCCGUUUCCUGGGGAUAUUCUGCCCAUAUUUAUGAAAAAGUGAUGCCAGAAGUUCAAAGGGCAGAAUGUUGCGAUGUCCUCAGUGUAAAGGGCUCUGGGAAAGCAGAUGUCCAGCUUAGAGAAUGUAAGAUAGAUGAGAUCAUAGCUUGA